UGCUGGCUCUCAGUAGUGCAAAUGGAGUGAGGAUGAUCGUGUGUCGGGGGACGGCCGCUCGUGGAAUUGACGCAGCAAAAUGGGCGACCGAGCCAGGGGCCUCACCAUCGACGGCGUGCGGCUCAUCAAGGACCUCAAGGUGGUCGAGCUCAAGGCCGAGCUAGAGCGCCGAGGCCUAUCCAAGUCGGGCAGCAAGAAGGAACUGGUGGAACGUUUACGGAGUAGUGUACAAUUUGAAAACACAAAGUCCAAGGCAACAGCUGCUAUAAGUGAGGAGGAAGUUCCCAAUAGAUGGUUGCAAAAUGAAGCCAACUUAGACAACGACUUUAUCCGCGAAUAUUUUCAGUCCCAGCAGGCCCUCUACAGGCAGCAAAUUGAAGCUAGAAGACAGUAUAGAGAAACCAGUGGAGAAGGGGCAGCACCAUCAACUCCAGCAGCGGCUCUGCCCUCAGUCCAACAGGCGGCCCUUGGGGGCUCUCAGCAACCAGGCAAAGCCACUCCCUCAUCCCACAGCACCUCUCCAGCAUCUUCAUCAACAGCAGCAGCUGGAGGAGGAACAACCAGUGUUGGUCGAGUGCACAUACAUCCUGUGAGCAAAACUACUCCAGAUUUAACUGCGAAAGCAAGCUCAGGUCCUGCUCACAAGCCAUCCCCAAGCCCCUCUGUCAGAACCUCCUUAGCUGCUGGCGUAACCUCACUGUCAUCUGGCGGACAAGCACCAGCGGCUAAAGAGGGUGCUGCAAAGGCUUAUGCAAACACAGUGGUUGGUACUGCACCUCGUAUAACUAGUGGUGAAUCUUCGGUACCUUUGACCACUCGAACACCGCCUAGAGAAAAGCCACAGACUCAACUUACCAUUAAGGUUAAAUUAAAGAAUGAUGCAACAGCAGUAACCACCCCACAAACACCCUCAACAUCAUCAAGUUCCAGUAGACCUAGUAGAAGUUCAGCACGUGCUGCUCGAGAGCUCAGUAGAGUCUCACUCGAAGACUCAGAGGAGGAGGAUGACUCUGAGGGAAGGGAGGAGCGUCAGCCACCUGUGAGGCGUUCCAGGAAGCGCUCAGCGCGGCACUCGCAGACCCCAGAGGAUCCUGACUUUGUCGCAGCGGGCACCAGCCACUUGAGCAGUCCCCCGAGCAGUGAUCUCAAAGACAGAGUGCCGUCUCUUAGGAUUAAGUUACCUGAACCUGUGCCUAAUGUGAAUUUAAGUGUUUCAACAACAGUUGAUGAAAAACCAAAGAAAAGAAUAGAGAGUGUAUCUAUUAAUAGGAAAGAACCUAAUAGUUUAUUGGAUGCAAAGUGCAGACGCCCUGUUCAUAGCAUUAGGAAGCACGUGAAUGACCCUCCACAAGACAUUGAAGGCUCGCUCAACAGAGAGACCUUAGUACCUGAUGUAAGUGUUAGAUCCGCCGGUGAUAAUCUGAAAAAUCCAUGUCUUCAGGAAGGACCGAAACCCCCAGGGAAAAGCGGAGGCAGUGUUGGUGAUUCCAAGAACUUGAAAGAUACAUCGGUCAAACCUGAUUCUCCUGUGCCAUUAGACUGGUUGAAAAGAUCGCUAAGGACUAACCCUAAAAAACACGAACCCAGUGAGGCCGGUUCAAAUUCACAGGGACCAGACUAUGCAAGUUUACAACCAACGGUUUCGCUGAGACGUAUAGAGGCUGUACCCAGCACAGAGAGACAAAUUGCCAAAGAUGAACCAGUAGUGAGUCCUGUUAGCUUGAGUUGGAAAAGCCCAAGUGCUAGUGAAAGUCAAGAACCAGAAAGAAAAGCAGAAAGAGAAAGUUCUACGAGGAGAGAGAAUACGAGAAAUCAGUUGGAAAGCAAAUCUGGAAAUAAACUAAGUGCAGAGGAAAGAUUAGAGGCUUACAGUUCCAUCACUGUAUCAAAAGUUGAUACUCUAAAAAGAAAAGAACCGAGUGAUUUGAAUACCAGUAAAGGAGUAGAGUCGUCAACAUUAAGAACACUCCUUACAGGUGAAAGUAAAGAUAUUGUUAUAGUAGCUAACAAAAACAAAUCUGCAGCUGUUGAAGCACAAGACCAGCCUGACCAGAAGCAUUUGCCCAGUUUGAAAAGUCCUCAACAGAGAUCAAAAAGCACAGAAGACCUAGGUGUUAGUGCAUUAAGUUUGGUAAUAGUGCCCCCAGCAGAGAGUUUGUCCAGCACCAAACAGAGUGUAGGAAGAACCGUUGGGGAAACUCAAGUUAAAACUGUGAUAUAUGAGUCCAGUGAUCCAGAAUGGAAAACUGAUAGUACAAAGCCACAUUCUGAUUGCAAAUUCUCAAAAGAAACUGCCGAAAAGAAGGAACCUGACAAACACACUCAGGUUGCUCAAGACGUCACUCAAGGGCCAAAUGUUAAAAGGGACCCCAGCGUUAUAGAGGAAAAUUCAAAAACAGGGCUUGAAUGCAGCACUUCAGGUGGAACAACAGUUGCAUCUGGACACAAGGCAGCUAGUCUACCAACUGGUCCACUCAAAACAAAGAUCUGGGAAAAGUUGCUGACAACAGCACAGAAGAAAGACGUUUCCAAAGACACCCCAAAAGACUUGACCAAAAAGGAGGAAAAAGAGGAAACUUCUCAAGUUCAGCAGACUGACCAGCAUAUAAAAACAGAAACUGAUGUAAAGAAAGAGUUUGACAAAGAUCAAGAGACAACAGAUGAGACUUGCUCUAGCCAAGGAACUGAAAGCUUAGAUAAGCCAACUGAACAUCACGCUCAAGCCACAGAUGUAAAGGCAGUUGUGAUAACCAACACCCAGAUAACUGAAGCUGUGCACAAACCUGGUGAGUUGCUAGAGAAGAACACCAGAAAACCAAAUCUCAAAAGUGAGAAAGGAGAUGCUGCCCAAGAAACCAGCACAAAGGAAGAACUGAAAGUGUGUUCAUUAUCUGGAGCUCAGCAGGUGCCCCAGAAGGAUACCCUUACUUCAGGAACCAAAAGGGAAGUACUUCCUGAAACCCCAAAAGCCCCUGUAGUAAAUACUCUUGGCAAACCAGCACCUGUUGCAAAAGCAAAAUUGAUUCCAAAUUUAAAAACAUCUGUUACGGUUUCAACUGCAAGUGAAACUCCAGCCUCUACAAGUUGGAGAAAGGAAACAGUUUUUAAGAUAGAGGAGACUGAACCAGUUUCAGAAGAGGAAGUCAAGGCAGGUGCCCCAUCUAAACAGGAGAAAUUAGGGGAAGCCAGUAAGGAACCUAAAAACAAAAGCACAGAUAUCCAGAUCCAUAGAAAAGAAACUCUUGAACCAGUUACUGACAAGCCUCUGAAGGAAGAGCAGACUCUUCCAGAUUCAUCAGAUUCAGAUAAAAGAGAGCAAUCUGAUAAAAGUCAGACAAGCAAGAGCAAAUGGAAUAAAGCCUCCAAGGAAAGUCCAUCUGAACAGGAAUCAGACACAGAGAAGAAGCCAGACUUGGAAUCACAACCAGACCCCACAACAACACCAGUUCCAGAAAAGUUACUGCCUCCAGUUGCAAAAAGAUCACAGGCUGAUAGCAAGAGUGGGUUACAAUCUGAACCUAAAGUUGAACCUCCUAAAAAGAUAACCAGCGUUGAAUCAACAAAGCUUUUGGAAGACAGAGGAAAGUUUGCCCCUUGCCCAGCAGAUACAGAGGAUCAGCAGGUUAACCCAUCUGUAGAGAGCAAGGAACAAAUUGAUCCUGAGCCGUGCAAGGAAUCUGGUGUGUCCCAGGAACUAAGUUUUGUAAAAGUAGGAAAACUUGAAAGGCCACUGCCUACAGAUACCAGCUUAAAAGAAACUAGAGAAGCAGAGGAAAAGGCAGAAAAUCAGCCAUUUGGCCACAACCUAGAUAAAGUAAAUGUCUCAAGCAGUGAGAAGGAGAGAUCGCAGAUAGUGACUAGUACAGAAGGAAGGAUUAAUGAAAUACCUGUUUCAAGCCAACACAGAUUUUUAGCAUUUGAAACUGCUAAGAAAGAAGGAACUGAUUUGAGAGAGCUAGCAAGUAUUGAGAAAGAUCAGACACAUCAAGGUACUACUGUAAGUCCAAGAAGUCUAUCUGUUACAAGCCAAAUAACUGAGUGUAAAGAAGAUCCAACUACAGCCAGUAAAGUAACAUCUUGUGAAGAAGAGUCAGUUACAAAAGUCAAAGUAGAGGCUAGGAAAAAGGAACCAGUCUCAAUUUCAGAUCGCACACAUACUAAGAGUGAACACUUAAACAAAGUUUCAGGUGUGAAAGAUCCUCCUGUUUCCAGUAAAUUAAAGACUUCUGAAAACACUACAGUUUCUUCAAGCAAAGAUACUCUUCUUAAGAGAGAAGAACCAGUCCCAGCAGAUGAAGUUGACCUCCCUAAGAGAGAAGAACCAGCUCCAGCAGAUAAAAGUGAUUCACAGCUCACAAGCAAAGUAAUAAACAGCAAAGAAGAACCAGCAGUAUCAAGCAAACUUUCAGCAAUCAAAGCUGCAAGUAUUGAACAAAAUCCAUCAUCUGUAAUAGAAGUUACAUCUUGUGUGACAGAUUUCACUACUGAAAAGUCAGAAAGUGAGAAGAAAACAGCCCUCACUUCAGAAGAUUCUGUUAAGAAAGACCCGACUGUAACAUCUGAUAGUGAGAAAGAAUCGCCUCUGACAGCUAACGCUUCCAGCGGGGAAAAACAACCAGAAGUCUCGUCAGGAGUCUCUAAAUUCAAGGAAAAAACAUCUCUCACAGCAAAAGUUACCGAGCUAGAAGAAAAACCAGUUAUUACCACUAGUGCUGGAAAAUCUGUUACAACAGAAGUUCAGAGUCAAGAGGAAAAAACAUCCGUCUUAUCAGAAGUUUCUGCUGAAAAGAAAGGGCUUGCUGUCACAGGUGAACUCCAAAUCUGUAAAAAAGAAGCACCAGUUAUAUCAGAAGGUCUUAGUAGUGAGAGAGAACCAUCAGUGACAUCUGAACUCUCCAGUACUCAACCAUCUCUUCCAGGUAAAGUUCUCAGUCAGGAUAAGAAUAUCAUCGUCACAUGUGAAGUUUCAAGUAAUCAGCAAGAAUUACUCCCCACAACUGACAUUUCUAGUGGUGAAAAAGGAAUCACAUCCGAAGUUCUUAAGAGUGAGAAAGAGCCAUCUGUAUCCUCUAAAGUUACACCAGUAUUUCUCACUAGAAAAGAAAAACCAAUACAGACACCUGAAGUUCCCAGUGUUCAGAGAAAACUGUCCGAAACCUUUAAAACUUCAAGUAACAAGGAAGAACCAGCUGACACACUUGAAUUUCCCAGUAAUGAGAAAGAACUGAUUAGAACUAAAGCUCCAAGUAAUGAGAAGGAAUUAGCUGUAACAGGUGAAGCUCCCAUUAGUGAGCAAGAAUUAGCUACAAAAUCUAAAGCAGACUCUGGUGAGAAAGAACCUUCUGUAAAAUUGCAAGACUCCCCAAGUGAGAAAGAACCAGCUGUAAAAUCUGAAGCCUCUACUAGUGAGAGAGAACCAGCUGUACAACUGCAAGACUCCUCAAGUAAGAAAGAACCAGUUGUAGAAUUGAAAGCUGCCUCUAGUGAGAAAGAACCAUCAGUAAAAUCUGAAGUCUCUACUAGUGAGAAAGAACCAGCUGUAAAACUCCAAAAAUCCGCAAGUGAAAAAGAACCAGCUGUAGAAUUAGAAGCGGCCUCUAGUAAGAAAGAACCAUCGCUAAAAUCUGAAGCUUCUACGAGUGAGAAAGAAUCAGCUGUACAAGCACAAGAAUCCCCAAGUGAGAAAGAACCAGCGCUAGGAUCAAAAGCUGCCACAAGUGAGAAAGAACCAUCAGUAAAAUCUGAGGCCUCAGCUAGUGAGGAAGAACCAUCCAUAAAACCAGAAAACUCCCCAAGUGAGAAAGAACCAGCUGUAGGAUCAAAAGCUGCCACUAGUAAGAAGGAACCUGUGACUAAGAAAGAACCAAGUGUCGCAUCAGAAGUUCCCAUUAGUGAGAAAGAACCACAGUCAGCAGUCACAUCUGAGAACGCUCCAAAAGAUAAGAAAGAACCAACUACAACCUGCAAAACAUUCAACACUAAGGAAGAAUCAGUUGAAGAUUGUAAAAAGAAGGAACAAACCGUAACAGACCUACUAAGUGAUCAAGAACCAGCUGUGAAAUUAGAAGUUUCAGAAAACCAGAAAGAACCAGCUUUAGAAUCAAAAGCUUCUGAUAGUGAAAAAGAACCAGUGACAAAGGGAGAAGCUACUGUCACAUCAAAAGUUCCCGGUAGUAAGAAAGAGCCACUUCCUGUGGGGACAACUGAGAACACUCAGAAAGAAUCAGAGGUCACACGUGAAGUUGCAGUCUGUCCACCCCCAGACUCUCAAAUUAGUUUCACAGAGGCCAAAGCAUCUAACAUUGUUCGUGGUGUAAAGGCUGAAAGUGCAAAGGAAUCAGAGGAACCAAAGGAACCACAAAAAGUUCCAGGAGCAGAGACAGACCUUGCAAAAACCAGUGUUGAGGAAGUUAUACCUGAGGAAGUCUGUUCUGAGAGUGGUGCUGAACCAGAAGGAAACAGUCAAACUGCGUCAGAAGGUCUGCCCCUCCCACCUGUCCCUAGCCAUUUGAACCAGUCUUUUAAAGCUCCAGUAAAUGAGACCAAGUCUUUUUUAGAAGCAGAGGUUUCACUUGAUUCCAUACAGUCUGACUUGGAAGAUAGAACUUCAGAUUGCCACAAACCUGUAUCAGGUAAGCAAGGAGUAGCAUCACAAGAGGAAGGUUCAUCUGUUGUGGCUGUAGAUAAUCAUAAGGAAAAGGAAUCAAAAGAAGACCCUGUAGAGUGUCACAAAGAGCUCUCUAUCAAAGUAGGCCUAUCAUCACAAGACCUGAAAACUUUAAAUAACCUCAAAGAUCCUUACACAGAAUCAAAGGUUCCAAAUUGCCAGAGAGUCCUAUCCUCUAGCCAGGGAAAUUUGAUUUGUGGUAUUGAGAAGCUAAAAGUCCAAGAAAAAACACUUGGCAAGUCUACAGCUAGGCAAGAUAAUCAACAGAUUUCAGCAGUAGAUUUACUCGCUUCAAAGUCAGUUGACAAACAGCAAGCUGAAUCUAAAGUUUCAUGGCAAGGAAAUGCUGAGGAGGAUUCUCCCAAAAAUACCAAGGCAUCCAAAGCAUUAGAAUCAAAACUUUCUAAGGAAUCGUGUGUAGAAGAGGGCCUAUCUCAUGUUGAAAAAGUACAAGCUUUAAAGUCUGUUACUGAUAGGAGCCCAGAAAUCGAACUUGGAAGUAGUACUGUCUGUAUUUCAAAACAAAAAGAGUGUCAAGACCUACCUUCACGAUUAGAAGAUAAAUUAGAAAAAAGAGAUACUCCCAUCUUGAAACCAAGUCCAGUUGAUAAAGAUUGUCUCAAUUUCUUUGAGGAUAUUACAAUUCAAGAGAGUUCAUUAUCAUCUAAGAAGAGUGAAUCUCAUCAGGACGACAAACCUGACAAUUCAGUUACAAAAGAGGAAGUAUUAUCUUUGAAGAGUGAAAGUGUUGAUUCCAGUUCCUCAAAAAAGAGUGAAGCCACUUUGACUCAAGAGAAAGACAGUAGUGAGCCAAAAGACAAGAAGUCCCCUGAUUCUGAAAUCCAAAAUCCUGUUGCAGAAGAACAAUCAAAGGCUGUACCUGUUGAGCAACAGAACUCCCAAUUUGACAGUAGAUUAUUAAAAGUCUUUCCUGAAACAUCAAAACCGAAGGAUCAAGAUUUAGGCAGUGGUAUUCACAAAUCUUCCCUCAAAGUUUCCACAACUCUUGGUAAAGUCAGGAAACUUGAGAGUGAUUCAGUAUCAUCACAUCCACCAGAUAUUCGCAAAGAUAAAAGUUAUCCAAUUACAGAAGAUAAACUUCAACAACAAGAACAGUUUGGUAAUCCCUUGGAAUUAAAUACUGAUUUAAGUGUAGAGAAUCUACGUUUAUCUAAAAGUACAGUGUAUGAUCAGAAAGACUAUAACUGUUCUCUCGGUUUUGUUAAGAACCCAACUGAAAGUAUCACAAAGGAGUUAGACACUCCAUUGAAUGCUACAGCAACUGUUGAGGCUAAAUCUUUGAGUGUAUCAGCAGCACCAUCUUAUCAGACUGAUUGUACAAGUGGAAACUCUCCCAGGGUUCCCAUAUCAGAACCCAAUCCCUUUGUCAAGAGGACAGAUACACCAGAGUGUGUCCUUAACUCACGUGCACUAGAUAAGAAAGGGCGCUUGACUUCAAAAGAUUUCUCGUCAACUGGUGUUCUAUAUCUAGCAUCAAACCCAGCCUCUGAAGAUCCAAAGAAACAAAAGGAUCUUGUGGAAAGGGAUGAGGCAACUCCUGCAGAUUUAGUAAGGAGUGGGAUCAGUGAACAAGUUGAGGAAACUGACCCUGAAUCUGAAGAGCAGACAUCGGGAACCGGAAGUGAUUCAGACUCAUCAGCAUCAGACAGUGAGAAGAUGGCUCGCAGAAGAAAGACAGAGGCCACUGCUGAGGCGGAGCUGGAGACAAGCUCCCGCAGCUCAAGGAGAAGCAAGAGGGUGAGUGAGGCAGCAGCAGCAGCAGCUGAAGAGAACAGCACUGACAGCCCUCAGGAGGUAGAAGAAACGCAGCGGGUGUCACAGAGCAGCUCUCGAAGCUUGAGCAAGAAGGACAGCAGUAAUGGUGAUGUGCAAGAGGAGGAGACUACCAGAGUAAGCCGUUCCCGACACAGCUCCAGGAGCAGAAGUGUGGACAAGGACAAGGUGGCUGACAGUGAAGGAGCAAAAACUAGAGGCCGGCAAGUGCGAAGUGAGAGCAUGGAGCAGGAGCAAGAGGAGCAGGAGCAGGCAGUGACCACAACCAGGAGGAGGAGGAAAAGUGGCAGUGUAGAGAAGGAUGCUCCCAAGACCCCGCUGAGGAGGUCGCGCCGCAUGUCACGAGGUGGAAGCACAGAACCAGAGGAAGUGGAAGAACCAGCUGAGGCAAAGUUGGUUGAUGGCGCACCCAAGAAAUUGGAAGACAUCCAAGAGUUGAAUGAAAACUGUAGUGAAACACCCAAAAAAUCAGCUGAGGCCAAGGAGCCUUGUGAGAAUUCUAGGGUAGAGUCACCAGUGAAAGAAGAAAAUGAAAUUUCCACCAAGGAUGGUCUAGGUAAGGCUCCGAACACUGCAAAGCCCAAAAGAGACUCAAAGGAGAAGGAAGAAGGUGCUGAGGCAUCAGAGAAAAAUGAAGCCAAUACUAAAGAGACAGAAGAAGCUCCUGCAGAGGAAUCUCCCAAGAAGUCACAAGAUGACUCCCUCAGCAAAUCACGUGAGAAAUCACCAAGGAAACACAGAGAAGAAUCGUCCAGCAAAGACAAAGAUGAGAGCUCGGAUGAAGGAGCAACAGGGGAAGGCCCAUCACCCCAUGAAAGAAGUUUGAGAGAGUCGGAGGAUCACAAUAGGAAGAGAAGCCUUAGUGGUAGGAGUGGUAAUGAGGAGGAAGAAGUUGAAGAGGACAGCAAAAAUUCCACAAACGACAAGAAGGAAAGCUCAAUGUCUCGGCCCCGACUGCAGAGGAACGAGGUCAAAAUGCUGGAGGUAAAGGCUGAGCAGCCAGAGAAGAGCCGCAAGGACAGGUCACGCUCCAGCAGCAGAUCAUCUAAGAGCCCCUCAAGAUCACCCUCACCAAAGAAGGCUAAGCAGGAACAGCCCAAGCUGAACAGCCGCAGAGACUCGGUUAGUGGAGAUGAGAGGGAUGACAGAAGACGCAGCACUGACAAACGGCGAGACUCCUCAAGCAGGAGCAGACGUGAUUCUGAGACUUCCAAGGAUGCAUCGAGACCGAAGCUCAACAGGAACGAGGUGAAGGUUCCAGAGGCAAAGGCUGGCAAGAUGGAGAGGAAGAGCAGGAAAGAUCGCUCACCCUCAGAAAGCAGGUCAUCCAGCGAUUCUUCCCGGUCCCCUGCCCACAAGAAGCACAAGAAACGUUCCUCUUCAUCCUCGUCCUCAAGUUCUUCUAGCAACUCCUCCCGCUCAAGAUCAGGCUCUGGCCACCGCAAGAGGUUUGGCAGUGCAAGCAAGAAGAAGCCAGAAGUUGAUUCAUCAAGGUCUUCCCCGAGCAAGAGGCAAUUCCUUGCUUCCCCCGACCGUUCCAGAGCAAAGGAUAACGGUGAGGAGUCCAAGGGACGACAUGUACCCGCGGUGCCAGAGAAGAGGAGUCGCCAUUCACGCUCUCGGUCAAGAUCUCCCAAAACCAAGACCCAUAAGCAAGAUGGAAACUCCUAUGAAUCCAAAAAGGACAGCAAAUCAUGGUCUGACAGCAGGAAGGACAGCCAAAACUCUGACAGGAGACAACAAGAGGAGGAGGAGAAGGAGAACAAGGAAACAAAGCCUAUAAUAGAUUAUUCCUCUUUCAAGUCAGUGAGGAAAGUAAGCUUAUCUCGAGGCAAGUCAAAGGAUGAAGAAGCUGAAAAAGACACGGACAAGCCAAAGAAGAGGAAGUGGGGUAAUUCAUCCUCAAGGAAAAUGUCAGUUGAUAUUUCCUCAGCUUCCCUUAAGACCAUUAUCCCAGAUGUGAAGCCCCUCCUGCCCUCGGAACUGCACAUGGGUGAAGACUCGGAACCCGAGUCUGGAGAGGCCAGUGAUGCUGAGGGACCUGAACCACCCCCCACCCUGGCUCAGGAGGUCAAGGAAGAGCUAAUGGAAGAGGGCGAGGAGGCCAGACCCAGGCGUGAGGUGCGGGAGGUUUCCCCAGUGGCAGUCAAACAGAGAAAGCGAUCCAAGUCGCCUGAGGAGAAAGCCAUGAGGAAGAUCAGGAUGUACGAAGGGCCACCGGUAAGCAAGCCGGCCGUCCCCCCUGCACGAAACCCACCUUCCAGAGUAGUGUUCAUUCAGCACCUAGUCCGGCCCUUCACCAUCAACCAGCUGCGCGAGUUGCUGCAGAGAACUGGUCGAUUAGUAGAUAAUGGUUUCUGGAUUGACAACAUCAAGUCCAAGUGCUUGGCAAUGUAUGAAAAUGAGGAUCAGGCUCAAGAAACCCGUGUUGCUCUGCAUGGUGUUAAAUGGCCAAUGUCAAACCCAAAGAAUUUGUUUGUCGAUUUUUCCACUGAGGAGGAGAUGAAAAAGAGACUAGAGGAAAAUGCUCCUCCUCCCCAGAAAGCCGUAGAAGAAAAACGAGAUGAUAAGUGGAAACGUGAAGGGCCAGUGCGUGAGUGGGACUUGGCGAAGAUAGGAGAGCGCUCGCCAGGGGAGAGGGAGCGGGAACGCGAGAGGCUGAGAAGAGAGAGGGAGGAGGAGAGAAUGAGAGAACGCCGCAAGAGCCAGAGUCCAAGUGGGGCUGAAGGUGAAAAACAGAAAAAGAAACCAGAGGAACCUCCUGCCAAGCUGCUGGAUGAUUUGUUCCGCAAAACCAAGGCACAGCCGGCUAUAUACUGGCUGCCGCUGACCACCGAACAGAUUGCCGAGAAGGAGGCGCAGCGACGCCAGAAGAUGGCUGAGGUGGAGCGCCUUCAGGCAGAGAUGAAAGCAGCCAAGGAGAAGGAAAAUGAAGAAUGGGAGAAAAUCCGAGCCGAGAGAAAGAAGGAGCGUGAAAAGGAACGUGAGAAGGAGAGGGAGAGGGAGAAGGAGCGUGAGAAGGAGAGAGAACGGGAGAGAGAGAAGGAGAAGGAGAAGAACGCUCGCAGGUCCCGCUCAAGGUCGAGGUCCCGGAGGAGGAGCCGUUCCUCAAGGAGGUCACCACGAAGGUCCCCGAGGAGGUCGCCCCGCAGGUCCCCCAGAAGGUCACCCAGACGCUCUCCCAAAAGGUCACCGAGAAGGUCGGCAGGGAAGUCUCCUCGAAGAUCACCGCAACGUUCCCGGCGUUCCGCCAGCAGGGAGUCGCGACGAUCUCGCCGGAGGAGCCGCAGCCGUUCAAGAUCCCGCACUUGAUUCCAUGAAGGCAUUUUGAUGAGGGGAGCUCACAACCAUGUGAAGGAAACAUGAAAGAGAAAGAGAGAGCUUGCAAAAUCACGUAAAUGAAUCCAAAUGCAACAAGAGGAGGAGGAGGACAAGUUACCACUACAACUGAUUGCUGGGCCCUACCGGUCCACAACUUCCUAGAAGCAGUACUGUACUAAAACAAAAGAGGCUUCAGCACACCAGCUCCGACGCACCAGUCCUCUACCACCUACAAGGUUAUUGUUACACAUGUGUGCUACCUCCCCCUCCUCACCUCAUGCCUCUCAUGUCCUUCUUGCAUCCUUCAAACUUUCAUCACUCCCCUCCCCCCACCACCACCUCAUCCCCCUUUUCUGCAGGUUUUCACCACGCAGUGCUCUUCUGGUGUUAGGAUUAGGUUUAUUUAUGCUGUCCAAGGUUUGAUUGAGAGAUUCUGAAGUGAGUCAAGAAUAAGUAGAAGAAUGUCUAGAAGAUAUUCUGAUUUUUUUUAAGAGCCGACUUCUCUAAUUUUCUUUGUCUGUGUUUGCAAUGCAUUCACAUCAUUGCUUUGUACCAAAUGGUAAGUAUUUAAUUUCGUUCAUUUUGCCUUGAAUAGUCAUUAGAUUAGCUUAAGAGUAGGUGAAGCUUAUUUUUAUUUUAUUUACAUAUCAGAAGAGCAUUGGGUGGUAAGGGAAGUGUUGAAAGCGUUAUGGGUGACGAGAGAGCUCCUGCGCUGUGAGAUUCACCGAUGACUCGUCAGGGUACCAGCGGGAACUACGAUGAUCACCAGUACUGACCAGCGUUUGUCCUAUAGCUUCCUCAUGGAAUGCCGUUCGCAAAGCUGCACAGCUUUUCUAAAUGCCUCAAGAGGCCCAAAACGUAAGGGAAAGACAGUUGUUUCCAUCCCUCGACGACCAAAUUAAUAAUGGACCGUACCUGCGGGUACUUGAAAACAUGAAUUGACAAAUUGAAGUGUUUUAUCCCUCUUGCGGAUCACGAUGAAGAGACAACACAGCAGUGAUGAAAUCAAGGCUUGUGAAUGGCUUGAAGUGAAAAGGUGAUAGCAAAUUGUUGAAGUGUGUCCGAGUUAUUUAAAGAUGCAGACAAAAAGUGAUAUAGAAAAUCUGGGUUUACCGACUUGUAUCAAUUAAUUAUUGCACUUGAUCAUGGGAGAACAUAUCCAAGCACCAAGUGCCUGGAACAAACAGUGAUGCAGUGCCGUGCAUUAGUGACUGACUGAAGGGUAAACAACCCUCUCCCCUCUGAUUGUAUGGAGUACAAAAAUUUUAGUGAUGUGUAAACCCAGGUGGAUAAGGAGAUGGACAUCUGUGGAGAAGCAUGAUGCUCUCCAGGUGUGUGAACCACAUAUAAAGUUAACACGUGCUGAUUUAUGUAGGUCUACGGAUAUAUACAUUACACAGAUAAAACUUUUCAGUUUAGAGUAUUUUGAUGUUACAUUUUCAAGUGAAUUUAUGCACUUUAGGUUUUUAUUGUUUGAGAGAGAUCUAAAGAUUUCUUCAGUUGUGAUGAAUUGUGGAUGAUUGUUUAUAAUGGAAUAAAGUAACACCCUUA
Messenger RNA from Penaeus chinensis, 13333 nucleotides. RefSeq names its product microtubule-associated protein futsch-like. Lineage: Eukaryota; Metazoa; Arthropoda; Malacostraca; Decapoda; Penaeidae. Bases 80 to 11773 code for a protein of 3897 amino acids. The record is from RefSeq and is a predicted model, not a curated record. The transcript is spliced from 18 exons. Gene Ontology annotation, molecular function: nucleic acid binding.